Wickerhamiella sorbophila is the source of this 627-nucleotide messenger RNA. RefSeq lists its product as hypothetical. The record is from RefSeq and is a predicted model, not a curated record. The transcript has a single exon. The coding region runs from base 1 to 627 and encodes 208 amino acids. Lineage: Eukaryota; Fungi; Ascomycota; Dipodascomycetes; Dipodascales; Trichomonascaceae. Gene Ontology annotation, cellular component: endomembrane system; membrane.
AUGCUUCUUCGCUACGGGUUGAACUGCUUGGCGCUGUGGACGUACUACACCGGCUUGCAUGCGUUGCUUGUGCGAGACGAUUCGCUCAUUGCGCGGUCGUACAGCGGUCAUUUACAGUUUUUGACCAUCCUCGGGCUCUGCUUGUCGUUCAUUGGCGAAGCGGUGUCCCUGGUGGCCCAGUUGUCCCAGCUGCGGUCUUUUCGUCGUCUUUCCAGCUGGCUUUUGCAAGUAUGUGCUCCAAUUGAGUGCCUGAUCUCGGCCCUGUACUGGGCGUUGCGCUUUGUCGACACCGAUUUGGUCCUGGACCCGAAGUUUGCUCUUGAGCUCAAUCCUUCUCUGGACCGCAAACUCCACCUCUAUCCUGCCCUGUUCGAGGUCCUGCGGGCCGUCAUGGCUCCUCCCGACCUGUGGCAUGCUGGCUUUGUCGGUCCCUUUGCCGUGUUCGGCGCCCUGGCCGGCGGGUACUGGGCCUGGAUCGACCAUGUGUUUUCCCACAACAAUUUCUACCCCUAUCCGCUGUUUGAGGUGCUAAACUUCGAGCAGCGAGUGGGCCUGUUCGCUUUCAGUGCUUUCGUGCUGGUGGUUAUUUACAAGCUCAUCCAACGGGCACAGUACUCGGUGCACUAG